This is a messenger RNA of Carica papaya (papaya), 1679 nucleotides long. RefSeq names its product putative glutamine amidotransferase GAT1_2.1. Lineage: Eukaryota; Viridiplantae; Streptophyta; Magnoliopsida; Brassicales; Caricaceae. Gene Ontology annotation, molecular function: hydrolase activity, acting on carbon-nitrogen (but not peptide) bonds, in linear amides. The record is from RefSeq and is a predicted model, not a curated record. Gene Ontology annotation, cellular component: cytosol.
CGUCCACACCAUCAGCUCCCCUCAGAAAGUCUGCAUUUAUAUUUGCGUUUCACUAUAUAUAUACGUAUGUUAUCUAUUUCUGCGUCUAUAUAAGAAUCGGAAAUAUAAAUUGAAGAUUUUGUGGCGUCUCCGUUUCUCUCUGAUUCUGGUUGUUUGGUUUAUUAUCAUUUUUUCUUGAUCUCCUUGUAGCAAAUAUUGUAAUAUAUAUACAUAUCCAUAUAUAUAGUUGCAGAGAAGCAUGGCGUCAGACCUUUCUAUGAUUCUUCCAAGGGUUCUCAUCGUCUCCAGACGAUGUCUCCGCAAGAACAAGUUCGUAGAUUUUGUCGGAGAAUAUCAUCUUGAUCUUAUUGUGAGGUAUGGAGCAGUUCCCGUGAUUGUUCCCCGAGUAAGUGGAGUCGACACCCUAUUGGAAAGCUUCCAGCCCAUCCAUGGAGUUCUUCUUUGCGAAGGAGAAGACAUAGACCCAUCUCUUUAUGAUGCAGAAGGCUCCGGCUUUUCACCAGAGGAGCUCGAAGAAAUCAAGCAACUCCACUCAAGUGAUACCGUCAUUGACAGAGAAAAAGACACAAUUGAGCUCGCACUCGCAAAGCUUUGCCUAGAAAGAAACGUACCUUACUUAGGCAUAUGCAGAGGGUCCCAAAUCCUUAACGUUGCUUGUGGGGGUUCCCUUUACCAAGAUGUGGAGAAAGAGCUUUCAAGAACUUGCCCUUCGGAAGGGGAAAGAGUAGUCCACAUGGAUUAUGAUAACUAUGAUGGACAUAGGCAUGUGGUGAGAGUGGUUAAGGACACACCUUUACAUCAAUGGUUUAAGGAUUCUUUGGAGGAAAAUCAAAUGGAAAUUAUGGUAAAUAGUUAUCAUCAUCAAGGUGUUAGAAGAUUAGCUCAGAGGUUUGUGCCCAUGGCAUUUGCUCCUGAUGGUUUGAUUGAAGGGUUUUAUGACCCUGAUGCUUAUGAUUCUCAAGAAGGUAAAUUCAUCAUGGGACUCCAAUUUCAUCCAGAGCGAAUGUGCAAUUCAGCUUCCAAUAGUUUUGAUUAUCCCGGAUGUCCAGCAGCAUAUCAGGAAUUUGUGAAAGCUGUGAUUGCUUAUAAGAAGAAGCUUAGUUCCUCAACUCAAGUGCCAAAGACUUCGAAGCUUAAUCAAGAAAUGGAAAUGAAGAGGGAAACAAUUGUUCGAAGUUUUUCUAUUGCAAAAAACAUGUACUGUUCGGGGGAGGGAAUGACUGCAGGCCAUGAAUCUGAGCUAGAAGUUGGAGCAGAAUUUCUAGAGGCAAAUACAGUACUUAGUCUGCAACAAGAGAAGAGGUUGAAGCAAAUGGGGGCAACAGUGAGGAAUGCUUCUGAGUAUAUGAAAAGAUUGAAGGUGAUCGAGGAGAAGGAGAGAACAGCAAGAGCAAUAAUGGGGAAAAUGUCUGUUGCCCAACUCUCUGAACUCUUGUCUUUCUACCACAUGAUGACUCAGAUAUGUUCAGAGGCAAUAGAUAGAAAGCUUCAAAACAUAUGUGAUUAAUGGAUCAAAUUAAACUUCCCCGGUUUCUUCAAUCUUGGUCUAUGUAUAUGUUUGUACUUACAUGAGGCAACAAUGGGCCGGUUGGUUUCUUUUACUUCCUGGUCUUUUGAUGCAUUGUAUUAAUCUUGUAUAAUUUCAGUAAUAAUUAUCUCCUUAGUAUCAUUCUUUACAA